AUGGCAAAUCCGAUGAUGUCUAUGAACCCUUUAUUGACAGCAUCAGGGCAGCAGAGGAUCCCUCUGGUACCCUCGUCAUUUGGACUUCCAGUUGUGGACAGAGAUGCCUUGUCUUCCACGAUAGCUUCAACUGACCCAAGGCAGUUUUGUGCUUCUUCCCAGUUUGGAUCCUCAGUUCUACCAAAUGCAAAUAUGUCACAUCUGUUAUCCGGUCACAUCUACUCAGGUUGGGGCAUUUUACCACCUGAGUCCAUAAAGGCAGUGACCAGAAGAAAUGAAAUGAUUCAGAGGCAUCAUACUGCCAGGGCAGAAAUGGAGCUGUAUGCUGUUUACCAUCAGAGGAGAAUGGAAAAAGUUAAUCCCGAGGGAAUAGCCAGCCUAAGGGGACCAUUCCUCCAUGGUUUCAGUGGCCCAGCUGGCCCAGCAGCCUACCAUGGCAGGACCCUGCUCCCAGCCCGUGACCUGCAUUUGCACAGAAGCACCAUGAGAAACCUUCAGGGAAACCCCAUGCUGGUGGCAACCAGACCACCCUUUAUAGAGAGCUGGGGGCAGAAGUAUCACCAUCUCAGAAGAGGCACAGGGAAUCAGAAACCUCUCGAAAGUGAUACAGAGAGCUCCAAAAGUCAAGCAGAAGAAGAAGUCUUAGGCCAGAUGCAUGCAAUUCCCUAUGAAGAGGAGGAGUAUGCAAAAGAACCAGAAAUUGAAAUAUGCAGCAAUCAGAAGUCAGGUGAAACCAAUGGAAAGUCAGCCACAGCACUGGACGAUCCCUGUGGAGAGCUCCAGCCCCUCCAUAGAAAACCCUGGGGAGUCCCAGCCAUUCCUCUGGAGGCAAAGGCCUGGGAUGAUGGGAAGGAGAAGCCUUCAGAGCAAGGUUUUGAAGACUAUGGUGAAAAGAAUGGGGUUUGCCCUCCAGUUUCCCACCCACCUCUGUCAGGAACACAUGCACUGGUUGCAAGAAGGGAAAAUCUUUCUUUGGAUGAAGAUAUUCAGAAAUGGAGCGUGGACGAUGUGCACACCUUCAUUAGAAGCCUUCCAGGUUGUUCAGACUAUGCCCAGGUGUUUAAAGAUCAUGCAAUUGAUGGAGAAACUUUGCCAUUACUCACAGAGGAGCAUCUUCGAGGCACCAUGGGACUGAAGCUAGGGCCAGCACUAAAAAUUCAGUCACAGGUAUCUCAGCAUGUGGGAAAUACGUUCCACAAGAAAAUUCCUUCACUUCCUACCCACACAAGACAAGCAUGUGAUCAACCAGAAGACACAUCCCCACUUUUGGAUUUUGAUUCCUGGAAUGAUACAUUGAGCACUUCUUGCUCCCAGGAUAUAAUAAUUCCUAAAAUAAUUAAUUGA
Molecule: messenger RNA, 1344 nt
Organism: Castor canadensis (American beaver)
Lineage: Eukaryota; Metazoa; Chordata; Mammalia; Rodentia; Castoridae
Gene: Samd7
Product: sterile alpha motif domain containing 7
Biological process (GO): negative regulation of DNA-templated transcription
Cellular component (GO): nucleus
Molecular function (GO): histone binding; chromatin binding
Source: RefSeq, a predicted model, not a curated record